AUGCUCUUCGUCUACUACCAGGUCCCGUUGCCCUCGAACCACAUCAUGGCUUCGGUCAACCUUUUUCGCCGACUCUAUUCACCACGACAUGGCCUACCCUUCUUCUGCCUCCGCCUCGAGCCGCCACCCACAGUCACAGUCACAAACGCAAUCACGACGAAAGACGAGCUUCUGGCCAUCAUUGACCACGAGCGUGCCGGGACGGUGGACGAUCAUUUGCAGUUCGUUCGUGACCCGUACCUUCGGCGCUAUGCACAACCCGACGGUCCGAACCUUACUAUAUCCGACAGGAAGGAGGACAUCCACUACCCUUCACGAGACGAGGCCUUGAGGGGUGACCCGCAAGUGGCGGAAACCGUCAAGAAGCUCCGUAAAAUGCUCAACAUGCGUCUCAAACACCCCGGCCUCAUCGGCUUGAGAGCGAUCUAUGCGAUGUACUGCACCUUGCCCACCCCUCGGAUGCUGCACCUACCCGCGACACUGCGCCAUCGUCUGCUGAAAGUACUGGGGACGCCGAAGCGCCGGAACUCGAAGUCCAUGCUUCGGUUCUUUGCGGUUAUUGGUGAGGUACAGCACUGCGGGCUGACCUUGCGCCGGCGUGAGUGGAAUGCGGCCCUGGCACUGGCGAGCCAGUAUGUGAGCCACACUACGGAUACGGAAGCUGAAGCAACCCUUCGGCUAUGGAACGAGAUGGAACGAAAUGGCGGGGAGAAGGGGAAUGGCGUGACGUUCAAUAUUUUGUUCGACGCAGCCUCCAAGUCGGGCAACUUUGCACUGGCCGAAAAAAUCUACGGCGAGAUGGUGUCGAGGGGUAUACAGUUCAACCGUUACCAUCACGUCAGCCUGAUCCACUUCUUCGGUUUGAAAAAGGACGAGGACGGCAUUCGAGCCGCCUACAAGGAGAUGGUGGACGCCGGGGAAAUGAUCGACACCGUGGUGCUCAAUUGCUUGAUAGCGAGCUUCCUCCGUGCCGGGGACGAAGCGGCUGCCCUCCGCGUUUACGACUAUAUGAAGAGCAACAACCCGAGGGCAGCCGCGUUGCCGGCAACCGACUACCGCAUGAGUCGGGUUGCGGUGCAGGUCCUCAUGAUGUUCGGCAAGGUGGGACGGAACCAUCCCUCCAUGCGACCUACUUUGCAGGAGGCGGUCGUCAACACCCCCGACUUACAGACCUACCGCAUCCUCCUGAACCACUACGGCGUCACCGCGGGCAAUCUCAACCGGGUCGUGCAGUUCCUCGACGAGAUGAAGUGGUUUGAUGUCCCCGUACAUGGCGCCAUCUUCCUUAUUCUCUUCAAGGCCUUUACCCAACACGGCGGCCGCCCUUACCUAGGUUGGACGGAGGAUCGGCUUCGCAGCGUCUUCUCGUCUCUGCUUCACAUCCUUGACAACGAAAACGGCCAACAUCUGUACAUUGACACAUGGCUUGCCGGGUGGGCGCUGCGUGCUUUUCUCCGGUGUUCGAAUAAGGACGCCGUCUUGGACGCCUAUGAUGAGCUGAAGUCGCGGUGGGAGUUGCCGGAGGAUCGGGUCGAAUAUAUGGAGGCAUUCCUGCACAGACUGCUCAGCAACGAGCCGGAGUCCGGGAGACACGACUCCUCCACCAGUCUUGGGGUGCACAGGAGAGGUAAAGCUGGAUUGUGA
Molecule: messenger RNA, 1644 nt
Organism: Sodiomyces alkalinus F11
Lineage: Eukaryota; Fungi; Ascomycota; Sordariomycetes; Glomerellales; Plectosphaerellaceae
Product: pentatricopeptide repeat-containing protein
Exons: 2
Coding region: 1-1644 (547 amino acids)
Molecular function (GO): protein binding
Source: RefSeq, a predicted model, not a curated record